AUGAGCUCCACCGCCGCUGUGCCCCUUAAUCGCCGCACUCGCAGCCGGCCGCCGUCGGUCGCGUCCUCCCGCAGCAGGUCCGAUGAUCCCACGGCCGCCGCCGCCGCCACCUCCGCCACCGCCAACGGCAACGGCAAAGUCUCCACCAAGCCCGCCUCCCCCGACCACGCCUCAGGGGAGAGGACGGUCAAGAAGCUGCGGCUGUCCAAGGCGCUGACGAUCCCGGAGGGGACCACGGUCUCGGAGGCGUGCCGAAGGAUGGCGGCGAGGCGGGUCGAUGCCGUGCUGCUCACCGACGCCGGUGGCCUGCUCUCUGGCAUCGUCACCGACAAGGACAUCGCUACAAGGGUCAUUGCCGAGGGGCUGCGAGUUGAGCAAACAAUCAUCUCCAAGAUUAUGACAAGGAACCCUUUAUAUGUCACGGGGGACACACCUGCUAUUGAGGCACUGCAGAAAAUGGUCCAAGGGAAAUUUAGACACCUUCCAGUUGUGGAAAAUGGUGAGGUUAUUGCGAUGCUGGACAUUGCAAAAUGCCUCUAUGAUGCAAUAUCUAGACUGGAAAAGGCAGCAGAGCAAGGAAGUGCACUAGCAGCUGCUGUAGAAGGGGUUGAGCGCCAGUUGGGUGGCAACUUCUCAGGUCCACACAAUCUCAUAGAGACUCUGAGAGAACGGAUGUUUAAACCUUCUUUGUCAACCAUUAUCACAGAGAACACAAACUCAAAGGAUGUGCUGAUGCGUGUUGUGGCCCAAAAUCUUUCUCCUGAGUUAACUCUAGUAGAAAAGGUAAUGACUGCACACCCCGACUGUGCUACAUUGGAUACAACAAUCCUUGAUGCACUACAUAUCAUGCAUGAUGGCAGAUUCUUGCAUAUUCCUGUUCUUGAUGGAGAUGGGCGGGUUGCUGCUUGUUUGGACGUUCUGCAAAUUACCCAUGCUGCCAUUUCAAUGGUUGAAGGAGGUCCUUGUGCUGCAAAUGAUGUGCCAAACACGAUAAUGCAGAAAUUCUGGGACUCUGCACUUGCUCUAGAGCCUCCAGAUGAGGAUUUUGAUAGUCACAGUGAAUUAUCUUUAGUGAUGCCAUCAGAUGCCAGGGAUGGCAGGAGUAGUAUUUAUCCUCCUGCUGUUGAUAAUUCAUUUGUCUUUAAGCUUCAGGACAAGAAGGGACGUAUGCAUAGAUUUACUUGUGGCUCUGAGAGUUUAGAUGAGCUGAUGUCUUCUGUAAUCCAAAGGUUAGGCAUGGGUGAUGAGAAGAGUGUGAUUCAACUGUUGUAUGAAGAUGAUGAAGGCGACAAGGUGCUGUUGACAACUAAUUCGGAUCUUACUAGUGCUGUGUUGUAUGCGAAAUCAUCUGGAUUGAAGGCCUUGAGGUUGCAUAUUGACGACUCAGAUUCCAGCAAUGAAGUAACACAGCCAUUGCCAGAGCUGGUAUCAUCAUCCCACAGAAGUCAGUCAAUGCAUGUUCAUUAUGGAUUGAUGGCUUGUACGAUUGCUCUGACAGGGGUAGCUGUGAUGGUUUACUUGAGACACUCGAAAGGUUGA
Miscanthus lutarioriparius is the source of this 1539-nucleotide messenger RNA. Lineage: Eukaryota; Viridiplantae; Streptophyta; Magnoliopsida; Poales; Poaceae. The record is from the annotation of a GenBank genome assembly.